Molecule: messenger RNA, 831 nt
Organism: Trematosphaeria pertusa
Lineage: Eukaryota; Fungi; Ascomycota; Dothideomycetes; Pleosporales; Trematosphaeriaceae
Exons: 2
Coding region: 1-831 (276 amino acids)
Source: RefSeq, a predicted model, not a curated record
AUGUCUUCCCCAAAACAAACAAUCGCCUUCUUCGGCGCGACCGGAGGAGUCGCCGGCUCGAGUCUCGCCCUCGCACUCAAAGCAGGCCAUCACUGCACCGCCCUCGCCCGAACUCCCUCGAAACUCCACACCUUCCUCCUCACCUCGCACAACCUCCCCGCCUCCACCCUCUCCACCCACCUCACCAUCCACGCCGGCGACGCGAAAUCCGCCUCCGACGUCGCCCGCGCCCUAGUCUCCCCGCUCAACGCGAACGUCCUCGUCGACACCAUCUACACCAGCAUCGGCGCCUAUCCCACCUUCCAGCUCUCCCUGCUGCAGCCCUUCGUCCUGACAGACCCGCACGUCUGCGAGUCCGGCAUUGCUGCUAUCUACGCGGCGAUCAGCGCCCUCGCUGAACGCGGCGUUUCCACAACGCAGGAUGGACGCAAACCCCUGCUCGUCGCGAUAAGUUCGACGGGCGUGGCUGGCAGGACGCGCGACGUGCCGUGGCCCAUCGUUCCGUUGUACCACUACCUCGGGUCGUCGCCGCACGCGGAUAAGCGAGCCAUGGAGGAGCUUGUGCGGGGCGAUAGGGGGGAGCAUGUGAGGGGGUUUGUGGUGGUGAGGCCGAGUUUGCUGACGGAUGGGAGGCCGAGGGAGCUGGAGAGCGUGAGGGCGGGGUGGGAGUGGGGAGUUGAUGUUGAUGGUGUGCAGGGGAAUGGGGGGGAGAAGGAGCCCGGGCCGCAGGUUGGGUGGUAUGUGGCGAGGAAGGAUGUGGGGGAGUGGGUGUUUAGGAAGGCGGUGGUGGAGGGGGGGUGGGAGAGAAGGUGUGUGAGUUUGACGUAUUAG